Messenger RNA from Trichoderma harzianum CBS 226.95, 1564 nucleotides. RefSeq lists its product as hypothetical. Lineage: Eukaryota; Fungi; Ascomycota; Sordariomycetes; Hypocreales; Hypocreaceae. The coding region runs from base 469 to 1509 and encodes 346 amino acids. The transcript has 3 exons. The record is from RefSeq and is a predicted model, not a curated record.
UUGAACCUCAGGCAAUCUAGCCCUUAGUCCAUCAACUUGGAAUCGCCCCCUGACUCAGGAUUUCUCUGCCGAGCUGCAGGACCUUUGCGCUAACAUCGCCCGCUGCGAACGAUCUACUGCAAAGACAGGGAUCAAAUAUGGGAUGCUACUGAAAAGACGUGAUAAGGUGGUUUAGCAAAAGACCAGGGGCCAGUAAUGACGCCAAAAGGGAAAUGUCUCGCGCGGCCUUAUCCUGCCUUUGAACGCUGCAUCUCCACGUGGCGAGUGCAUAAUAUCUGUAUGCCUCUUCGCUACCGCUGAUCAUUUUCCCUUCUCCCUUGCAUCUCUUUUGUAACCUUGUCAGUGCUUUUCCCGGAGUGGUCUUGACCCUACCAAGAGGGGACAAGCAAACCUCGAAGAAGAAGUCGGGUCCAAUGUGCACAGCGCCUAUCUCGGAACAAGCAGCACGGACGCAACAAGUAUUCCAAGAUGGACGCGGAAUUCAUGGACCAGUUGUGGAGUGAGCGGCACUAUGGAACACCGCUCGCCAUCAUCUUCAUGGUUCUGCCAACGGUAGCUGUCGGCCUACGAUUGUACGCGAAGAUUACGGCUCAUCAGCCAAUCGAGAUCAGCGACUACUUCUCCAUUGCAGCAUGGCUGAACACGGCAGCCUUCUUCAUAUCAUUACUGGUGGCCGUGUAUCUGCCGCCAUCGUAUCUGGAUAAUCCGGAUGGCAUCGAUGUGCCUGUGUCCAAGAUUACAUUCUCUCUAAACUUGUUGUGGGCGGCGGCAUGCUACUGCUGCAAACUGUCGAUCCUUUGCCUUUAUUACCGCCUCCUCAGCACGCCAUCAAGUACAUUCCGUCUAGCAGUCAAGAUCAUGUUUGUUCUCACAGUUUGCGUCGGCAUUGCAAGUGUCCUGGGCUUCCUCUUGGUAUUCCGAGAUAUGUCAUGGUGGUGGUCGACAGGGAUGAAGACUCAUCCGGCCGCCCAGGCGAAUCUGAUCAGAAUGAACGAGGCUAUCGACAUCCUCUCGCUUCUGACAGACGCCAUUCUGUUCAUUAUGCCGUUGCCCGUCAUCAGAAAGCUGAGUCUCAGCAAGAGCAAAAGACGACUUCUUAUCGGACUCUUCUCCCUUGGAUUCUUGACCUGCAUUGAGGUUAUUGUUAGAAUCAUUACUACAUAUGGCUUCAAUGGUGCUUUGGACGCCAUCCAGGUUCAAGUCCUACUAAUGGGUAUCGAGCCAUCCAUGGGCAUUACGCUCUGUUGUUUGCCCGUUUUCCUGCGAUUAUUCCGAAAGAGUCAACAGAACUCCAGUGGUCGCCAAUACGCUUCCGGAGAACGUGGUGGCUUCUACUCUCUCGGCCCAGUGAGUGCGAAGCGAUCAACAACACGAGAUCCCGACGGAGCGCUGCUAGAUUCAACCCUCGGCAAGCCGAAGCCAGUUCUAGUACAAACCGAAAUCACUAUACAUUCUUCACGUAGCGGAUAUAACGACUCUAUUGAAUCUCAGGAGGGGUACUGGAAAUAGAGUCGUUGUUGGUCCUCAGUUUAAUUGCUAGACAUGUUGAGCAAUCAUAUGAGCG